Cucurbita maxima (winter squash) is the source of this 1420-nucleotide messenger RNA. RefSeq lists its product as uncharacterized. The record is from RefSeq and is a predicted model, not a curated record. The transcript is spliced from 5 exons. The coding region runs from base 377 to 1093 and encodes 238 amino acids. NCBI's taxonomy places the organism in Eukaryota, Viridiplantae, Streptophyta, Magnoliopsida, Cucurbitales, Cucurbitaceae.
CGAGAUUGAAGAAAGACAAGAGAAAGAGAGAGAAACAGAAACAGCAACAGCAACAGCAACAGCAAAGAAGACGAUCGCCAUAGCCAUUGCUCAGACGUCAUUAAGCUCUGCUGCUCCAAACUUACUCAACCACGCGCUCUCUCUCGUAAUGCCGAAAAUUCCCUCACCUGAAACCCGAUUAUUCCUAUAAUUUUUUUCAGGUCAUCGAGCCAUCAAAUUGAUUGACACGAUCGCAGCUUCAAUUUCCUUUGGAGAUCUGGUUUUUCUUCCAUCGGAUUAGCCUUCUUGUAUUGUGGAUAAGAAUCUUCCUGUUCUCAUUGUAAGUUUUCUUCUUCUUCAUUUCCCCUUCCCUUCUUCAUCUUCGUCUUCUGCUCCCAUGCGUUUUGAUUUAUCAGUCAUCAAUUACAAUCUUCGAUUGUAUGAGGGUAUGGAGACGGAGGUGAGGAAUCAGAAUCAGAGAGGUUGUAAGCCUUUAGAACCGGAGGUGUUCUUACAGUGGGCAAAGAAGAAGCGACUGCGAUGUGCUAGAAUCAAAGACCCUGAGAUCUCCGAGCGAUUGUGCGGCGGUCUACGGAAGAAAAUCGCAUCUCGGGCCGAUCGCUGUGUGGUUUCUGGUUCCGAGAAAGAAAGAACCCCACUCCAACCUAAUCGCCUAACUAGGAAUUCUGAGGGCGUUACUACGCUGCGUAACGGUGCAGGCACAUCCCCGUCGCCGGAGAAGGAGGACCGUUACUACGCCACCAGAGGAUCCGCCGGCGCUGCUGUGGUGGAUGAGAAUGGAAGAAUCUCAACCAACAGCAACGGCAACAGCAACAACAAGGCGGAGGAAAGAGGGUUUGUUUGGCCGAAGCUGUUUAUAGCUCUGUCAAGCAAAGAAAAGGAGGAAGACUUCAUGGCCAUGAAGGGGUGCAAGCUCCCUCAAAGGCCCAAAAAGAGGGCCAAGAUGAUUCAGAGAAGCUUACUUCUGGUGAGCCCUGGGGCAUGGCUGAGUGAAAUGAGCCAAGAGAGAUAUGAAGUGAGGGAAAAAAAGAGUACAAAGAAGAGGCCAACUGGGUUGAAAGCCAUGGGAAGCAUGGAGACUGAUUCAGAAUGAAUUUUUUUUUGGUUCUUUUGGGAAAUGCUGAAUUGAAUGAAGAAGAGGAGAUGGAUAAUCCCUCAGUCACAAUCUCAAUUUCAACCUCAUCCUAAGGCUCUGCUUCUUCUGCUGUGCCCUUUUGGAGUUGUGGGUCAGAAUUUGGUAUUGGAUUUGAUGCUAAACAAGUCCAGUUUUGUGGGUUGGUUUAGUUUAUUAGGCAGAGCCGCAAAAGCGAUGAGUUGUUUACCAAAUUAAAGAAAAAGUUGCUCUUUUUUUUUUUUUUGUAUAAAAUGUAAUGUAAAAAAAGAAAACGAUUGUUCUUUAUAAUGGAAGGUGAAUUUUAAA